AUGUUUGCUGCAUGUUUGUUUGCUGCAUGUUUGUUUGCUGCAUGUUUGUUUGCUGCAUGUUUGUUUGCUGCAUGUAACAUCCAGGACAAGCAACAGAUACAGGGACAAGAGAAACCUUGCGCCAACCAAUUAAAUCAAAUAAAUCUAAAAUACACUUCUGUACAAGAAAUAAAGAUUAUCUCAAGAAGAAUUAAAGUUAAUUUGUUCUGGGGGUUUGUCCAUGUCUAUGAUACAUGUUGUAUGGACGUUGAUCAUGUAUCUUUUUUUGUAGAGAGAAUAGAAGAGGAUGACGGUGGUGAAGAGGAUGAGAGGAAUGAAGCUGAGGGUGAACGAUUAUAG
Molecule: messenger RNA, 339 nt
Organism: Cavenderia fasciculata
Lineage: Eukaryota; Evosea; Eumycetozoa; Acytosteliales; Cavenderiaceae
Exons: 3
Coding region: 1-339 (112 amino acids)
Source: RefSeq, a predicted model, not a curated record